This is a messenger RNA of Neocloeon triangulifer, 5374 nucleotides long. It is a transcript of the gene GABA-B-R3, whose product is annotated as gamma-aminobutyric acid type B receptor subunit 2. The transcript is spliced from 19 exons. Gene Ontology annotation, cellular component: G protein-coupled receptor heterodimeric complex; membrane. Lineage: Eukaryota; Metazoa; Arthropoda; Insecta; Ephemeroptera; Baetidae. Gene Ontology annotation, biological process: G protein-coupled receptor signaling pathway; gamma-aminobutyric acid signaling pathway. The coding region runs from base 319 to 3525 and encodes 1068 amino acids. Gene Ontology annotation, molecular function: G protein-coupled GABA receptor activity. The record is from RefSeq and is a predicted model, not a curated record.
GUCGGUGCUCCGUCGGAUCGGCACACCGCGCACUUUUGCUCUCGCCACCAGCAAACGCACUCGAAACAUCGCUCGCCAUGAGAUCCAGAACCAAGUUCAAGGAGGACGUCUACAAUUGAAUAAGAACAAUGCGGCGGAGGGAAGUGCUGGACUGAAAAUGCCAGUUUCAAAAUGCGGCACCAAUAUAGACCGGGACCGUACGUUGUGCAAAACAUUUAUCAUGCUUGGAAAAGUUGUGUACGCAGCACAACAGAAUAAACCCCACAGUGAAACCAUCAAGAAGAGUCCAACUUGAUUAUAAUUCACUCUCAAUUGGUAAUGCGCUUGCUCCUGUUGAUGCUGCUGGCGUGGCCAUGCUGCAGCUUUAACCUGUCGAGUCCGUGGGCCCUGAGGGCAGGGCCACCGCCGCGCACCAUCUCCCUGCUCGGCCUCUUUGAGCUGACGACGACGACGGGGGUGGCUCGGUCGGAGGGGCGCAGCGAGUUGGAGGCGGCCCGCAUGGCCGUGAGGCACAUCAAUCAGCGCACGUCGCUGCUGCCCGGUCUCAAGCUGCACCUCCUCACCAACGAUACCAAGUGCGAUCCCGGGGUCGGCGUGGACGCCUUUUUCCAUGCCCUCUACACGCGGCCCUCGACCAAACUGCCGAUGCUUCUGGGAAGUGCUUGUUCCGAGGUCACCGAAAGCCUGGCAAAAGUCACGCCCUACUGGAACAUUGUGCAGGUUGCGUUUGGAUCGACGUCGCCGUCACUGAGCGACCGACGCGAAUUUCCGCUCUUCUACCGAACCGUCGCCCCCGACUCGUCGCACAACCCUGCGCGAUUGGCGUUUGUCCGUGGGUUCGGAUGGGACACUGUCACUGCCCUCAGUCAAGAUGAGGACGUUUUCUCAUUGGCUGUGAACGACUUGGUAACCGAGCUGGAGGAGGCAAACAUCACGUGCACGGCGACCAUCACUUUCUCGGAGCGCGACUUUAAGGACCAGCUGCGGCACCUGAGGGAUUUGGACACCCGCAUCAUAAUCGCCAGCUUUUCGCACCAAGUGGCGCCGAAAAUCUUUUGCGAGGCGUACCGCCUGGGCAUGUACGGCUCUGAUUACGCGUGGAUCAUCCAGGGCAGCCCCAUGGACCAGCCGUGGUGGUCGGAUGCGCCGAAGGCUGGCGGCUGUUCGCAGGCGGCGCUCAUGGCUGCGGUCGAAGGCCUUCUGCUCGUCUCCAGCCACAACAGCCUCGUUGGACCAGAACCAUCUUUAUCGGGGCUGACAAACGCAAUGUUUGAGGAGCAAUUCCGUUCGCAAAAUCUACCGAUCACGCGUUACACGCCACAAACGUACGACGCUGUGUGGGCCAUCGCGAUGACCCUGCACAACACGGAAAGUCGGAGGCGAUCCCUCGGCCUCGCGUCCAUUUCCAACUUCGACUACGGAGACUCGCACAUGGCGCACGAGUUCCUUCGGGAGAUGGCCGGCCUCGAGUUCCUUGGUGUGUCGGGUCCCGUUUCCUUCAGUGGAGCUGACAGAGUGGGAAUUUCUGCGUUCUAUCAAGUGCAAGGUGGCGUGGUGCAGAAAGUGGCUCUUUUUUACCCGUCCUCGGACCGUCUGGACUUUGAAUGUCCGCAGUGUGAGCCCCUGCGGUGGCAGGGAGGCCAGGUGCCGAUUGCCAAGCGCGAGUUUCGCCUCAGGGUCGUCACCAUCGAGCGCACUGCGUUCUACAGCGUCGCAUGCCUCGCCGGCGCUGGGAUUUGUCUCGCCACUGUGUUCCUGGGGUUCAACCUCUACUUCAGAAAGCUCAAAUACAUCAAGCUGUCGAGUCCUCGGCUGAACAACAUUGCCGUCGUUGGCUGCAUCCUCGUCUACACGGCUGUCAUUCUGCUCGGCCUGGACCACGCCACGCUGCCUGCCGGCGGCGCCCACUUCGCAAAUGUUUGCACAGCCAGGGCUUAUCUGCUAUCGGCCGGAUUCUCGCUCGCCUUCGGCUCAAUGUUCACUAAAACCUACCGUGUUCACCGCAUCUUCACGAGCAGUCGCAGCGGAGUUGUCAAAAAUAAGUUGCUGCAAGACACACAACUCAUCUCGCUUAUCUGCGCGCUGCUGCUCGUAGACAUUUUGAUCGUCACCCUCUGGGUGUCCGUGGACCCCAUGCAGCGUCACCUAAAAAACCUUUCCCUGGAGAUUUCUGCCAUCGACCGCAGCGUCGUAUACCAACCGCAAGUGGAGGUCUGCAGGUCGCAGCACACCAGCGGCUGGCUUGGAGCCCUUUACGUCUACAAGGGGCUGCUGCUCAUCGUCGGCGUCUACAUGGCGUGGGAAACUAGACGGGUGAAAAUACCUGCUCUGAACGACUCGCAGUACAUAGGGAUGAGCGUCUACUCGGUGGUCAUAACUAGUGGCAUUGUGGUGGUGCUGGCCAACCUCAUUUCGGAAAGAGCUACCCUGGCUUUUGUGACCAUCACAGCACUUAUUUUGGCUUCCACGUCCACGACGCUCUGCCUGUUGUUUGUGCCAAAGAUUCACACAAUAUGGCUCCACCCAGAUGGGGACCCCAUAGUGGAAAGCAUGGGCUUGAAAAUAGAGUGCAACACCAGAAGAUUCGUUAUAGACGAGAGGAGGGAGCGGUACUACAGGGUUGAGGUGCAGAACAAGGUGUACAGACGAGAGAUGGCCGCGCUGGACGUGGAGAUCAACAAGCUCGAAAGAAUGCUCAUCGAACCUCCGCCCUCGCCGUCGACUUCCGCCUCUGUUAGCCACGGAAGCGUUUCCCUGCCCGGCUCUUUGAGGGACGACGACGGCAUGUCCGAGGGAGACGAGGCCGACGAGGACUCGGAGGUGCCGCACUCGCCCCUACCCCGGCCGAUGCCCAUGUACAACCCGCGGGGUGCGGCGGCCCUUUUGCUCAGCGUAGUGCCCUCGGUGGUGCCGAGGGCCAGCUGGCCGUGCGCCCAGGCGGCAGAACGACAGCAGGUCACCUUCCGUUCGGAACCUGAGCUAGACCAGGCGACCGAACACGACCAGCCGAGCAGCGCGGCCGCCCUUCUCAAAAAGCUGCUGCCCAGAAUCUGGCGACCAGCCCGCGCCAAGGCAAAUCGCAGUGCCAUUGCGGCCGCGCUCAGGAUGCACGUCAACUACGUGACUGGUUUAGUGCCAGACCCCCACCCUGACCGUAAAUUCUCACUGACCGCUUGCAUUGCCACAGACUCGGCGGCGGCGGCGCCGUCGUCGGCGCCGUUCCGCGAGCGGGCGCGCGGCUCGCCGCGCUUCCCGCACCGGAUCGUGCCGUCGGGGCUGCUGGCGCCGACGGCGCGCACCGGCAAGUGCCGCUCGCUGGACACCAGCAUGGACGCGGUGUCGUGCGGCCGGUGCGGCGGCCUCCAGCAACGCAACGCCACCAGCUGCGUCGGCUGCGCACGCCGCAGCAAACCGCGCGCCGCCAGCCUCAGCCCCAACUGCGACGUGUGGUGCGUCGAGCAGAGCGUCGCCAACGACGGCGAGCUCACCAUCACCAUCCACAGGACAGAGUCGCAGUGCACCUGAAUCAAAAGCAGUUCGAUCUCUACAAACAAAAUUUAAUAUUUAAUAUUAUAUAACCAUCUUCAUUCCGCACAAGCCCUUUCAAUUGCUUAUGUUCAUUGUAAUACCUGUAAAAAAAUUUAAAUAUUUUUUACCCUUAUCCCUAUUCCACAAAUGAGCCGAAUAAUUUUCCGGUUUCAAAUAAAACUUAAUUAAAAAAAAAUCGUACGCCGUUUUCCAAAUUUGAAUUGGAAAUUGGAACACAUUAAUUGAAGUCCUUAAUUUAUUCCUUUAGCUCACAAUUGAGAUUUGACAUUUUGAGCUGAAAGUCCAUUUAUUUUAGUAGCCACUGUAAGGUUGCUUAAUCAAUAUUAUGUAACAGAUGUAAAGUAAUACAUUUAAAUUUUUAUCUCAAAUAAAGGCAAAUCUCAAAUUAGCUGUCAAUUUUGAAAGUACGGAAAACUUUAUUAAUGACGAUUGUUUUCUAUGAUACAAAAUUCUGAUUAAGAGGUUUUAUAUAAAAAAAUGGCGCUAAUUGUAAGAACAGACAUUAUCACAUUUUAAACGGACUCCACGCCACAAAAGUUCAUUUCCCUUGCAAGUCAAUUGAAACGAAGUAAAUUCUCAAAAUCAGCGAGCAAAUGAAACUUUGAGAAAAAAAAUUAUCAAAUUAGCAGCAGAAUCGUAAAAAUUUAAAUGCCCCAAAGUAUAGCGUCAUUUCUAUAUUUCAUAAAUGAAUAUAUUUUUAGAUCAUUGAGUUAUUCGGGUGGACUUGUAGGGCAGAAUUUUAAACUCUCUCUCUGUCAAAGGGAGCUGACGCCUGGCGCAUCCAGGGUGAAUUUUCACAACCUUGUGAAUGUUAGAGACGAUGGCAAUAAUAGAAAUUUCUUUGAAUAGAUUCUUCAGGUACCUUUUAAUUUUUGAUCUCAAUUUCUCUCAAGAUUUUGAUUUGCAUUAUUUCCGUCCUAGGCGUAGAUAGUUUAAAAAUGUGUGCCACGAUAUGUGUAAAUAAUUACGACGUUUCAUUGUUGCAAUAAGUUAUAAGAAUUCACACCGAGAGGAGGCAGUGCUAAAUUUUCAGAUUAAGAAAGUAUGUUAACGCAGCGCAUGAGAAAUGAAAACUCACACAUUUGGGGAAAAUCGAACGCUACAUCAAUAGAAAGUUUAAGUAAGCAUCUUAAUUAUAUUUCAGCAGUCACAGCUUGCGAUAAGUUUGGCGAGAAAAUUAUUCUUCCCCAAGUUGUAAUUUUCUCACCAAACAGAGGGCAAGUGUCAUAAAAAUAUAAUUUACACACAAUCAAAACGAUUUAAUAAUAAUUUUUAGGAAUUGAUAGGAGCUCUGGAAGCAUCGAUCAAAGUUAAUAUCUUAGGAUUUGCACUGACUCCGAAAAUAAGCUGUUUACAAAACAAAUAUUAGGUGUGGAUAAAUGUUUAGGUGGUAGAUAGGUGUGAUUGGUUGUUGGUGUGCAAUCAAUGUCAAAAACAGAUUCACUCUGAAACUCUUCAUUGCGAAACGACCACGCUGACUUGCCCACUCCAAAUGCUCAUCCUUUGUCAAAAGAUCAAAAUACUAAUUUAGCGCGUAAGUCAUGUUUAUCAAACAUCUUAGAAUUAAAAUUAUGUAACGUUCGACGUAUAAAUAAAAUAUAUUUAUGUUUAAGCGAUGAGUACAAUUUGAACUGACUUCAGCAGUUUUCUCUUCUCUCUCACUACACGUGUAUAAUCGAAUCAGAGAAGCGGCUCAUUCAUCUCUCAUGAUUUUAAUCUGUGUUUUCGCUCUCGGGAAUUUUGUUUCGACAAGACUUUUAAAAUAAAUGCUCUCUAGGUUUAUAAACUAAUGAACUGUGAUUCAAACUACCUAUACGAAUGUUAA